AUGGACGACCUUAGGCCGGGUGUGUGGGGCAGCAUGGACGCGCCUUGGGAUAUAGAUCCCGUCGACGCUGCCCGGGUCGAGGUUCGGCCGAUGUCCCCUCCCUUUCCCUCACCAAAAUCCCUUCUCCAACCUCCUCUCAGAAUAGAGGAAUGGCCUGAAGCCAUUCGCCAGGUGCAGUAUCGAUUCCGGCCUGAUGCCAGGUGCACUCACGAUAUGACCCUUCGAUACUACGCGAAAGGAAGCGGCCUUAUCUGUGAUAACUGCGGGAGCUCCGAGCGCUUCCUUUAUGAAUUUAUCGCAGACACGCCCGACUUCUUGACAUUCGACCCCGAGAUACCCCCUCAAGGAAUCAAAAUCCUCGAGCCCUGGAUACAAAAGGCAAUUACUGAGGGGCAGUACACAGCCAACCAAAUCAAAAACCUCGUCAGCGCCAAGAUGAAGGUUCUGGUCACUGCUGCCCUGCAACGCAACUACAUUACCCGACGCAGAAAAGAAUUUUGCAUCAAACAGACUGAGGAUCAACAAUCUGUACGUGAGUGGGUGUUCACCUCACGUCACCUACAAGCAGCCACCGGCAAGCGAGGCAAAAACCAGUUAUUGAUUACAGCCGCAUGCCAUGCCAAGUCCGAGCAUGCGCUGUAUGUCGACCUGGCUGGGCCCAGCGAGCUCGCAAGAGCAUCAACGCUAUGGUCAACGAGCCGUACAGAUCCCCUCCCUCGAUCCCGGAACUGCUCAACCGACCUGUGGUACGAGUCGCCGUCGCCACCAACCUCCCCGCGCAGGACAUAG
Messenger RNA from Penicillium odoratum, 789 nucleotides. RefSeq lists its product as uncharacterized. The coding region runs from base 1 to 789 and encodes 262 amino acids. Lineage: Eukaryota; Fungi; Ascomycota; Eurotiomycetes; Eurotiales; Aspergillaceae. The record is from RefSeq and is a predicted model, not a curated record. The transcript has 3 exons.